UGUCUAUCGCGCCGGAAGAGAAGAAGGUCCUUUUCCCAGCCAUCUUGUGGCUUCAUCUAGCGAAGUGUUCGCACCAAGCCUCAUAGAAUCGGAGGAAAAUCCUGCUGAAGGGGCGCCAUCAUGCCCGGACAAAUGCAAGAAGGUUUUGGCUGUGCCAUAACCAAUCGGUUCGACCAGUUAUUUGACGAUGAGUCGGAUCCAUUUGAGCUGCUGAAGCAAGCCGAAGUGAAGAAGAAGGAGGGUCCUGCUCCUGGUACCGCCAAGACUGCAGCCCAGGCUGCCAAGCAGUCGAAAAAGGAGUCCCAAAAAGACAGAAAGAUCCCACUGGCUGAUAAGAAGGAGGAGGUUCAAGCACCCGUACCACUUAAGAAAGAUGGAGCCGGCAUGAGGAGAAUGGGCCGCAAGCCGGAAGGCGAUGGGUCCAGACCCCAGGGCGGCCAGGGAGAGGGACGUCCCCCCACAGACAGACGGCCUGUGGAUAGGCGGCCCCCACGCCGCUUUGAGAGGCCUGCUGGUGACGCUGGCGAGAAGCCCGAGGGAGGCGAAUUCUCAGUGGAGAAACCCAUUGGUGAUAGGCCGAUGAGAGGACGCGGCGGUGGCAGAGGAGGCCGUGGAGGCCGAGGACGUGGCAUGGGUCGCAGCGAUGGCUUUGAUUCCCGAGGAAAGCGUGAAUUUGAUAGACACAGUGGCAGUGACCGAUCUAGUCUGAAAGGUGAGGAGAAGCGUGGUGGAAGUGGAUCUCACAACUGGGGCACCGUCAAGGAUGAACUAAAUGAGCUCGACCAGUCAAAUGUCACUGAAGAGAACCCUGAAGGAGAGGAGCAUCCACCAGCUGACUCUGAGAACAAAAGGGAGAAUGAGGUUGAGGAAGUGAAGGAUGAAGGCCCUAAGGAGAUGACUCUGGAUGAAUGGAAGGCCAUGCAGGACAAGGAGCGGGCCAAGGUGGAGUUCAACAUCCGCAAAGUCAAGGAGGGAGAUGAUUGGAACAAAGGAUUUGUGCUGCACAAGUCCAAGGCAGAGGAUAAGAAAAGCGAUCUGAUUGACCCUGAGGUUGAUGAGUCUAAGUUAGAGGAUCCACAUCACUUCCGGAAGCCAGCCAACGACAUUACAUCCCAGCUCGAGAUCAACUUUGGAGACCUGGGACGUCCAGGCCGUGGACGCGGCGGACCACGUGGUGGCCGGGGCGGUCGUGGUCGUGGCGGAUUUGGUGGCGAAGCCCCAAGGCCGGUCCGCGGAGGAAGGACUGACAAGUCCUCUGCAUCUGUGCCCAAUGUGGAUGACCCAGAGGCCUUCCCAGCCCUGGCUUAAGCCCCAGCUGCUGUCCCUCAGGCCUACAGGAGCCUCCUAAGCACCUCCACUAUGAGGCUUGCAUGUUCCUGGAUCCUUCAGCAAAGUGAAUUGAUGGAGAAAAGUGUCAUCAACGAUGGCACUCAACUUGAGGACUGAGUUUUACCCAAUAAAAACAAAACAAAGAUGGAAAAAAACAGAAAUUAACAAAAAAAAAAAACAAAAAAAGAAAAGGACUUCUUGCUACUCUGGAGCAACUUAUUGGUAGAGGUUUUGUACUUGGAAACAAAGUAGCAGGGAUGCUUUCAUACAGUAUUUUUUUCAGAGGUUAUGCACUGUCCAUUGAUAAAUUUUUGUAAUUGCUGCUUGAAAAUAUGCAUUUCGAAAUGUAAGCAUAAGACGAGUAUCUUUAGCCUGGUGUGAGCCAUUGCUUUCUUGCUUUGACUAUAGGCACUGUGGAGCUCCAACCCAAGCUCAAAAGCUCUGCUACACAGGGUAAUCCUGAUGAGGUUAGAGCUUCACACAUUGAGAUUUACAGAUUUUUUUUUCUUUAGCACUGGGGUAUUGUUUUAUAUUUUAUACAGAAGGUCUAUUCUUCUAUGAUCUUCGGCCUGUAAAUCUUAACUAUUUUCAUAAAUUCUUUCAGAGACUGUGUUUCACAUGGUGCAAGUGGGACACCUUGAUCUUCUGGUCCAAGGAUGCCGUCUACAUUCGAAUGCAUAGAUGAAAUGGCACCUAAAUCUGUAUUAAGAUUAUUUUGUACUAAAAUGUUCUUAAGGAGGAACAUUAGGUCAUUUUUGGAGGGACACUGGUGAUUUCUCAACCAAACUUGAUCCUGGGACAUCUGUCAAGUGGAUUAAUUUGAAGCUGGAAGUUAUUCCAUGUGUUCUGAUAUACUUGUAUUACAGGUGCUACACCCCAUCAUAAUGUCUCCUCCCUUCCCAUUUCAUCUUUGAUUACUAGAUAUGUGCAGGUCAUUUAAUGCUGGAGAGGAAGUGUCUGUACACAGUUGUGACGUGUCUUUACACAGACCUUCUCCGACUGUUUACACUCCACCCGAGCAUCCUUCCACAGAUGUAAACUCAGCCCAGCUUCAGUUUGUUUCUGCAGUCUGUUCUGUGCUGGUUUUUUCUUCCACUUGCCCUGUAGCUUCCUUUCACAGUGGCACUACUGCAUAAUUGCUCUGAAAGAAAUACAGUCGUUCAUUGCGUUGAACAGCUGAAGUGCUCUACAGAUGUGUGAAUUCUAGCCCUGCUAUUAGAGACCUCUGUCGGUAAAUAAAGAUGGUCGAUAAA
Messenger RNA from Scatophagus argus, 2582 nucleotides. It is a transcript of the gene serbp1a, whose product is annotated as SERPINE1 mRNA binding protein 1a. Bases 121 to 1308 code for a protein of 395 amino acids. The transcript is spliced from 9 exons. Gene Ontology annotation, molecular function: mRNA 3'-UTR binding. The record is from RefSeq and is a predicted model, not a curated record. Gene Ontology annotation, cellular component: cytoplasm; nucleus. NCBI's taxonomy places the organism in Eukaryota, Metazoa, Chordata, Actinopteri, Scatophagidae.